This is a messenger RNA of Enterobius vermicularis (human pinworm), 1149 nucleotides long. NCBI's taxonomy places the organism in Eukaryota, Metazoa, Nematoda, Chromadorea, Rhabditida, Oxyuridae. The record is from the annotation of a GenBank genome assembly.
AUGCAUAACUUUGCUGAUUAUUUUCCUCUUGCUAUACUGUUGUUUCUUGUAUACACUUGCCAGUGUAUUCCCGUAGACAACGGUGUUGAAGGAGAUCCUGAAAUUGAGUGUGGUUCAGCAGCCAUCACCGUUAACUUUAACACACAGAAACCAUUUGAAGGACACGUCUACGUAAAGGGUCUCUAUAGUGAAGCGGGUUGCCGAAACGAUGAAAGUGGUCGACAGGUAGCUGGAAUAACGCUACCGUUUGAUACCUGCAACGUAGCACGAACUCGUUCACUAAAUCCUAAAGGAAUUUUCGUGUCGACAACUGUAGUUAUCUCUUUUCAUGUAAUUAGUUAUUGCAAUUUGCAGCCAUACUUUUUGACAAAAGUUGAUCGUGCAUAUCGAGUACAGUGCUUUUAUAUGGAGGCUGAUAAAACUGUUAGUGCCGAUGUAGCUGUUUCUGAUCUGACAACUGCUUUUCACUCACAUAGUGUACCAAUGCCAAUAUGUCGAUAUGAGAUUCUUUCUAACGGACCAGGCGGUCAGCCAGUAACUUUUGCAGAAAUUGGUGAACAAGUUUAUCAUAAAUGGACUUGUGAUUCCGAAACAACCGACACUUUCUGUAUGGUAGUACACACGUGCUUUGUUGAUGACGGUAAUGGAGAUUUAGUGAACAUUAUUAAUGCUGAAGGUUGCGCACUUGAUCGCUAUAUCCUCAACAACUUGGAGUAUCCUACAGAUUUGACGGCUGGCCAGGAAGCUCAUGUUUACAAAUACGCAGAUCGCUCGCAGUUAUUCUAUCAAUGCCAAAUUACCAUUACCAUUAAAGAACCAAACAGUGAUUGUCCACGACCGCAAUGCCCAGAACCAACUGGGCGAGGAGCAGGAAAUGCAGUUAGAUCAGGCGCCAGUCAAUUUGGUGGUACUGUUUCUUCUGCAGGUGUCGGUAGUUCAGGAACAGCUGCUGCAGUUUUUGAAGCUACAGAAUUAACAGAGAACGCUGAAAUGAAUGAAUCAGACCCAAGAAGUUCUGCAGCUUCACAAAAAUGGAAGUCUAAACAAAAGCGUUUUGCUAGAAAUGCUGAUUGGAGAAAUAAUGCAGCAGGAACAUUAGACGUACGAACUGAACUGAACACGUUAGACAUUAUGGAACAGGUAUGGUAA